AUGACCCUUAUGCGCAAGCUAACGGCAACACCAACAACAAUGUUCGCGACAUACGAUGGGGCAAGGUUAGCAAAGGAUGCACACCUCAAGUCGCUGCUCCUGGAGGCAUCUGCAACGCAUGCGAAUUAUUUGAAUUUCGUUGCCGACGGACUGAUCGAUGUUGAGGAGGCUGUUGGCAGUGGCGGCAGCGGUUCCAUUCCCUUGGACAACUUGGGCGCUGGGCAGGCACAGGACAAUGGAAGCACAACGGCAGCCGCAGCUGAUGAAGAGGGCAGUGCGCAUUUAACAUUUGUCAUCGUCAAGUGUUUCAUUAUUGGUUUCAUCAUACUGGCCGCCAUUCUGGGCAACAUGCUGGUGAUUGUGUCCGUUAUGCGGCACAGGAAAUUGCGCAUCAUUACAAACUAUUUUGUGGUUUCACUGGCGGUGGCCGACAUGCUGGUCGCUCUCUGUGCCAUGACUUUUAAUGCUUCCGUCGAGAUAUCGGGCAGGUGGAUGUUUGGAUCGCUAAUGUGCGAUAUAUGGAACAGCUUUGAUGUCUACUUCUCCACAGCAAGCAUUAUGCAUCUCUGCUGCAUAUCGGUGGACAGGUAUUAUGCCAUCGUUCAGCCGCUGGACUAUCCACUGAUAAUGACGCAUCGUCGAGUAUUCAUCAUGUUGCUGUUGGUCUGGCUUUCGCCGGCGCUUCUUUCCUUUCUGCCCAUCUGCUCCGGCUGGUAUACAACCAACGAGAACUGGAAAUAUCUUAAAUCAAAUCCGCAUAUAUGCGAAUUCAAAGUGAACAAAGCCUAUGCCAUUGUGAGCUCCUCGAUGAGCUUCUGGAUACCGGGCAUUGUCAUGCUGUCCAUGUAUUAUCGCAUUUACCAGGAGGCGGACCGUCAGGAGCGUUUGGUCUACAGAUCUAAAGUGGCCGCCUUGCUGCUGGAGAAGCACCUGCAGAUUAGCCAAAUACCCAAGCCCCGGCCAAGCAUACAAGUGGAACAGUCGGCCAUAACGACAAUGAGACGCGAGCGGAAAGCAGCCCGCACAUUGGGUAUCAUAAUGAGCGCCUUUCUGCUCUGCUGGCUGCCCUUCUUUCUAUGGUACAUAAUCUUCACGCUCUGUGACAGCUGUAAAACACCGCGAAUUGUUGUCGGCAUACUGUUUUGGAUUGGUUACUUCAACUCGGCGCUGAAUCCAAUUAUUUAUGCAUACUUUAAUCGCGAUUUCAGGGCUGCUUUCAAAAAGACGCUCAAGAGCUGCUGUCCCUAUGCGUUCAUCAAUUGUCGCGCCAGCAUUCGAGCAUUUGGAGGAGGCGGCGUCGGUGGCGGCAACGGCAACGGAAGAGGCGCCAGCUGCGGUGGCCAUAGGAGGGAUAACGGCGCCAGGGCCGGCUCCUCCGAUCUGCCAGCGUAUGUGAACUCAACGGCCUCGUCGGAGAUACACAUGAAUGUGAUGCGCGGUCGUCCAUAUGGAGCUGUCACGCCCACAAUGACCGCCCAGGAGCAGCAGCAGCUGCAUCCGCUCUACACCAAUUAAGCAACGUAUCAAAUCCUACUUCAACUUCUCGACUCAUGUGUGCUUAUGUGUACCUACAGUCUAUAUGCUACACGCUAUGUGCUACAAUAUACGCUAGCUGCCCAUAUACCAUAUACUACCUAUACAUAUGCAUAACAUAUAUGCCCAACUGUAAGACCACGCUAUAAGCAACAGUUAGAAUGAUUUACUGUACCGAACACGACAAUCCCACAGAAAUAUUUGAAGCCUUCAAAAAAAAA
Drosophila innubila is the source of this 1754-nucleotide messenger RNA. It is a transcript of the gene Octbeta1R, whose product is annotated as octopamine receptor beta-1R. Gene Ontology annotation, molecular function: octopamine receptor activity; adrenergic receptor activity. The transcript has 7 exons. Gene Ontology annotation, cellular component: membrane. The record is from RefSeq and is a predicted model, not a curated record. Gene Ontology annotation, biological process: adenylate cyclase-activating adrenergic receptor signaling pathway. Bases 1 to 1515 code for a protein of 504 amino acids. Lineage: Eukaryota; Metazoa; Arthropoda; Insecta; Diptera; Drosophilidae.